Messenger RNA from Daucus carota subsp. sativus, 3236 nucleotides. Its product is annotated as chaperone protein ClpB3, chloroplastic. The coding region runs from base 102 to 3005 and encodes 967 amino acids. Gene Ontology annotation, molecular function: ATP binding; ATP hydrolysis activity. Gene Ontology annotation, cellular component: cytoplasm. NCBI's taxonomy places the organism in Eukaryota, Viridiplantae, Streptophyta, Magnoliopsida, Apiales, Apiaceae. Gene Ontology annotation, biological process: cellular response to heat; protein refolding. The transcript is spliced from 10 exons. The record is from RefSeq and is a predicted model, not a curated record.
UCAUUGAGAUCGCAACUCUCCCUUUUUAAACUCCCACGCUAACUCCCUCCCCCUUAUCACACUCUCUACUCAUUUCUCAUACUCACACAGCAUCGUUAUCAAUGGCUACUACGACGUCGUUUCCCACUCUCCGUCUCCAACCCCUCUCUAACAAAACGACUACACUCUCUCCUCUCUAUUCUCGCCCAUCUCUCUCUCUUAGUUCCACUUCUACCCCUCACAAAUUAGCCCUAAAAACCCGCCCAAACAAUGCCUUGUUCGCCGCACCUUCUAGAACCUUCCGGAACAACUCCUCGUUCGUUGUCCGUUGCGAAGCUUCCGGUGGAAGAAUUACGCAAGAGGAGUUCACUGAAAUGGCGUGGCAAGCUAUCGUCUCGUCGCCCGAGGUUGCCAAGGAGAAUAAGCAUCAGAUUGUGGAGACUGAGCAUCUUUUGAAGGCUUUGUUGGAGCAGAAGAACGGACUUGCUCGCAGGAUCUUCUCGAAAGCCGGUGUUGAUAAUACUCGCCUUCUUGAAGCUACCGACAAGUUCAUCAAUCUCCAGCCUAAGGUUCUUGGUGAGUCUGCUGGCUCGAUGUUGGGGCGGGAUUUGGAGUCCUUGAUACAGCGGGCCAGAGAUUACAAGAAAGAGUACAAUGAUUCAUUUGUAUCAGUUGAGCAUUUGGUGCUUGGAUAUGUGGAAGAUAGACGAUUCGGGAAGCAAUUGUGUAAAGAUUUUCAGAUUUCACUUAAAGCCCUAAAGAAUGCUAUAGAAGCUAUUAGGGGACGCCAAACGGUGAUUGACAAAGAUCCCGAGGGCAAGUACGAAGCAUUAGAGAAAUAUGGAAAAGACUUGACUGCCAUGGCAAGGGCAGGAAAGCUUGAUCCAGUGAUUGGAAGGGAUGAUGAGAUACGGAGAUGCAUACAGAUUCUUUCUAGGAGAACAAAGAAUAAUCCAGUCCUAAUUGGUGAGCCUGGUGUUGGAAAAACUGCAAUUUCUGAGGGGCUUGCUCAGAGAAUUGUUGAAGGAGACGUCCCUCAAGCUUUGAUGAACAGGAAGUUGAUAUCACUGGAUAUGGGUGCACUUAUUGCUGGAGCUAAAUAUCGUGGAGAAUUUGAAGACAGAUUAAAGGCUGUGCUCAAGGAAGUUACUGAAUCAGAUGGACAGACUAUUCUAUUUAUUGAUGAGAUCCAUACAGUCGUUGGGGCAGGUGCAACCAAUGGGGCAAUGGAUGCUGGCAAUCUCUUAAAGCCCAUGCUUGGACGUGGAGAAUUGCGAUGUAUCGGGGCAACUACCUUGGAUGAAUAUCGUAAAUACAUUGAAAAAGAUCCAGCCUUGGAGCGCCGUUUUCAACAAGUCUAUGUCGAUCAACCCACAGUGGAAGAUACAAUCUCUAUAUUGCGGGGGCUUCGGGAAAGAUAUGAACUACACCAUGGGGUUCGCAUAUCUGAUGGGGCAUUGGUGGAGGCUGCGAUUCUCUCAGAUCGUUAUAUUAGUGGCCGUUUCUUACCCGACAAAGCUAUUGAUCUAGUUGAUGAAGCAGCAGCAAAACUGAAAAUGGAAAUCACGUCUAAACCAACAGCACUCGAUGAGAUCAACCGUUCAGUUCUAAAAUUGGAGAUGGAGAGGUUAUCUCUUACCAAUGACACAGAUAAAGCUUCAAAGGACAGACUUGAUCGCCUUGAGGCAGAGUUGGAUCUUUUAAAGAAGAAACAAACUGAAUUAAAUGAGCAAUGGGAACAUGAGAAAACUGUCAUGACACGCUUGCAGUCAAUUAAAGAAGAGAUUGACAGAGUAAAUCUUGAGAUCCAGCAGGCAGAGAGGGAGUAUGAUCUUAAUCGUGCAGCUGAGUUGAAGUAUGGAAGUUUGAACUCUUUGCAGCGUCAACUGGAAACUGCAGAGAAAGAACUAGAUGAAUAUAUGAGGUCAGGGAAGUCCAUGCUAAGAGAAGAAGUUAGUGGGAGUGAUAUUGCCGAGAUUGUUAGUAAAUGGACUGGUAUUCCUGUCUCAAAGCUACAACAAUCGGAGAGAGAGAAGUUGUUACAUUUGGAAGAAGAGCUGCACAAACGCGUGGUUGGCCAAAAUCCUGCUGUUACAUCUGUGGCUGAGGCUAUACAGCGAUCUCGAGCAGGUCUAUCAGAUCCUCACCGCCCUAUAGCUAGCUUCAUGUUCAUGGGUCCUACAGGAGUUGGAAAAACAGAACUAGCAAAGGCCCUUGCAUCCUAUAUGUUCAACACUGAGGAUGCUCUUGUGAGGAUAGACAUGAGUGAGUAUAUGGAAAAGCAUACAGUUUCAAGAUUAAUAGGCGCUCCACCUGGUUAUGUUGGAUAUGACGAAGGAGGACAGCUGACGGAGACGGUCCGCAGGAGGCCAUAUGCAGUUAUUUUGUUUGAUGAGAUUGAGAAGGCUCAUUCUGAUGUGUUCAAUGUGUUUCUUCAAAUACUGGAUGAUGGUAGGGUGACUGAUUCUCAGGGUCGCACUGUGAGUUUCACCAACACUGUCAUAAUUAUGACUUCGAAUGUGGGUUCACAAUACAUACUUGGCAUGGAUGGUGAAGAGACAAGUUACGAGACUAUAAAGCGAAGGGUAUUAGAUGCUGCAAGGUCAGUGUUUAAGCCGGAGUUCAUGAACCGAGUUGAUGAGUACAUUGUAUUUCAGCCUCUUGAUCGUGACCAGAUUAACAGUAUUGUCAGGAUACAGCUCGAACGAGUACAAAAGAGAAUAGCAGACCGGAAGAUGAAGCUUAAGGUCACUGAUGCUGCAGUAGAACUCCUAGGAAGUCUUGGGUAUGACCCAAGUUAUGGUGCAAGACCAGUGAAGCGUGUGAUCCAGCAAAAUGUUGAAAAUGAGCUUGCUAAAGGUAUAUUGAGAGGAGAGUUCAAAGACGACGACACUGUGUUGGUAGACACCGAGGUUACAGCAUUUUUGGAUGGCCAGCUUCCACAGCAAAAACUAGUGUUUAGAAAACUAGAUUCGGGCACAGAUGUUGAAGCAAAUAACAAGAAAGUUGUUUCACAGACUUUUUAACAUACAUGUUAUACAUAUACAGAAGUUGUAAAAUUUCAGAGUGUAAGUUAUUUUUAGGCUCUCCAUUAUAAGAUUUUUCCUCAGUGUAGAUUACUUUUGUGAAUGGCUGUAGAAUAUAUGUUGCCAAGGCGACGGAGGGCUAACGUUCCCAAUAACAUGUAAGAGGAAGUAAUAAGAUGAUCUGUUUCUCUAACUUUUUGGGUUCAAGGAGGAUGUACAUUUUGUAUUUUA